AUGGAAGUUGCUGCCUGGGUGAGCUAUGGCCCUUUUCUUAUUUUUGAUUUGAGAAGAGCUAUUCAUCAUGAUUGGACAUUUCAUUUCACUUUUCAUAUAUUUUUACUAGCUAGCGCCACUUACUUUUUAGUUUAGGAGUCCUUUUUUCAAAAUCCCAACGAAUAGCUGAGCAAUUAAAAUGAUCUGGAAUUAAAAAUUCUACUAGCAGAAGUAAUCAUUUCAAUAGUAUUUUUAGCUUUGGUCAUGCUUAAACCCAAGGAUUUUCCUUACUCUAAGAAAAUAAAGAAAUUAACAGAGUCGUUUAUCCCUAAGUAUUAGUCAUCUAAUCUAUUAUCACCAAGUAGUUAGUCUAAAAAAGACUAGUAAAUAAAUAACUUUGGAUCAACGACAGCUCGACCAAAGGAACAGAUAACUUACAAUAUAUCUUCAAAAAUUAUCUCUUUCAAGAUCAUAGAUGGCAAGUUGUUGUUCUAACUGGUCACAAAAAUAAAUUAAAGGCCAGUGAAAAAAAUCAAUAGGAGUCUGGAAGAAUUUGAAAAAGUUGGUAUAGAGCUAGACUUCCCAAUUGCUAGACUUAGUAUUACAGAGCAAAUAAACUAGUUUAAUAUAGUUAUGUAAGAGCUUGACCAUUAAUUACAAGUCAAGCUAUUAAAUGAAAGAAUGACAAAUGAAUUCUUAAAUUUCUUGGGAGUUCCUUUCUUUAAUUAGCAAAAAAUAAUAGAAUUUCACAAUCACCAACUAAGUCUCAUGCAAUUGUAUAGGAAUGAACUAACAUAACAUAAGAAAGUGAAGAAUACUCUGCUAUUUCUAUUUACUCAAAAGCGAUUUGAAGUCUCAGCUAUUGAAGUAAUAGACGAUUAAGGCUAUAAUAUCAGGAUACUCAAAGACAUAAUAUUUAUUCAAUACUUUGAAACCUAUAAACUGAUAAACUUAGAUCAAAUCAAAGAUGAAUAUGAAGAAAUUCUAAAUGAUUUGAGGUUAUUUAAAGAUAAUCAAUACCUGUUUCAUGACACAAAUAUUUAUGAGAAGUUAACUGAUAUACAAGAAUGUCUGAUUAAUAACAAAGAUUUGCUAUAUUCUUGCAUCAAGGUUUUUAGCAUCAAGUAGUUAGGGAUCUUUGAUGAAAUCGCUCAUCUUGAGAUUACUAUCAAUGUUGAAUUUCAAGAUAUUAAAAUAGAGAAAGCAUAUAGCGUCAGACUUGAUGCUGUGAAGCAAAUCUAAUUAAUAUAAGUCUUCAAACUCCACAUAGACAAUAUGUAUGCAGGAGAUUUAAGUUUUGAGGAAUGUGUAUCAAUCAUAUAGGAUAAUCCCUUGCGGUAUUUGAAUUCAUUUUAAAUCAGAAAUCUGCUUGAAAUAGAUCAUAGAGACUACAUGUAUGAAAACGUGAGUUCGUUUAUUAUGCUUUAGAAGUAGUUGAAAGAUAAGCAAGAGACUUUACACAAUAAGUCUAGAUCGUCUUCAUCCUCAAACAAGUUUUACUUAUACGAAGAGCAAGAUGAUGAAGAGGAGGAAUAAGAUCUUAGAUUGGGUAGAAAAAUAUAAGAAGAUGAUGAAAGUAUGUUUGAUUUAAAAAGAGUUCAGGCUGAUUAAAAUAACCUCAGUGAUAUUAAUCCCAAAAAUAAUGAUUACUAAAUUAACUUCAGAUACUUUUGA
Stylonychia lemnae is the source of this 1653-nucleotide messenger RNA. NCBI's taxonomy places the organism in Eukaryota, Ciliophora, Spirotrichea, Sporadotrichida, Oxytrichidae. The record is from the annotation of a GenBank genome assembly.